UCCUAUCCUACCAUGGACUUUUCAAAUAAGAUGUGAUAUUUUCAACGAGGCCUUUACCAUAUAACUGUUCCCAAGUCUCACGGAAACAUGGUAGGCAAGCCAAGUUUUAGGCACGGCAAAGUGCAGCUGUCCUCGCUCCAGGCGGAUUUCGUCGCUGCAACAGGCGAAUUCGUGGGGACGUUCUGGUUCCUGUUCUUCGGAUAUGCUGGUCACCUAAUGGUCCUUGAUGAAGCCGCAACAGCGACAAACUUGGGCCCAUCGGCGAUUAUAUAUAUUUCGCUUGCAGAUGGGUUCUCUCUUCUCGUGAGCGUAUGGUCAAUGUAUAGGAUCAGUGGCGGAUUUUUCAACCCAGCAGUCACGUUCGGAUUAUCCCUAUGUGGACGUCUGCCUUGGCUGAGGACUGCUAUCUUCAUCCCUUCACAGCUGUUGGCAUGUAUUUCUGCUGCUGCUGUUGUGAAAGUCCUCUUCCCUGGCAAUAUCGGCUCGUUAAACACGGCAUUGGCACCCGGUGUCAACGUGGCACAGGGACUAUUUGCUGAGAUGUUCUUCACCUCAUACCUUGUAUUCGUUGUAUUGAUGCUCGCGGUUGAGAAAUCGCGGGAUACUUUUGUAGCACCUGUGGGGAUCGGACUGGCCCUAUUCGUGGCCGAGAUUCCAGGGGUAUAUUUUACUGGGGGUUCAUUGAAUCCAGCGCGCAGCUUUGGAUGUGCCGUCGCAACUCCUCGCUUUCCUGGCUAUCAUUGGAUAUACUGGGUUGGGCCGGGUUUAGGCGCAGCCUUAGCUGCGGCAUACUACCGAUUUGUGAAGAUGUGCCACUAUGAGGAAGUCAAUCCAGGACAGGACGCAUCCAAUUCCGAGGAGUAUAUUACGGCGGUUUCGAAUGAAGGACAGGAAGUUAACGGGGUCAAUCGAGUAUAAAAGGGACUAUGCGGCUUGUGGUGAUUGUCAUGAUGCUAACCAUGCGCUAUGUACACUAUACUAUGUAAGGCAGCUUUGGCGCAGAGACGGGCGCGGAUUGCCGGCCCCCAAAUCCCACCAUUACCAGUUGAUUUCGCAAAAGUAACCUUGGAAAUGAUUCAUCUGUAUACUGUUGGCUCUCUCACCGUGGCUAUGUCGAUUUGAUGACUGCUGUGAGUCAAAGCUGAAGGGGUGGAGAUGCACGGACCAGCCUAGACGAUGCUAGG
Xylaria bambusicola is the source of this 1184-nucleotide messenger RNA. RefSeq names its product aquaporin-like protein. Gene Ontology annotation, molecular function: water channel activity. Lineage: Eukaryota; Fungi; Ascomycota; Sordariomycetes; Xylariales; Xylariaceae. Gene Ontology annotation, cellular component: plasma membrane. The record is from RefSeq and is a predicted model, not a curated record. The coding region runs from base 88 to 918 and encodes 276 amino acids. The transcript is spliced from 5 exons. Gene Ontology annotation, biological process: transmembrane transport.